Molecule: messenger RNA, 1755 nt
Organism: Cynara cardunculus var. scolymus (artichoke)
Lineage: Eukaryota; Viridiplantae; Streptophyta; Magnoliopsida; Asterales; Asteraceae
Product: 3-ketoacyl-CoA synthase 6
Exons: 1
Coding region: 44-1534 (496 amino acids)
Biological process (GO): fatty acid biosynthetic process
Cellular component (GO): membrane
Molecular function (GO): acyltransferase activity, transferring groups other than amino-acyl groups
Source: RefSeq, a predicted model, not a curated record
CCAUUGUUGUUCCUCCAUUUCUUCCUCUCAAAACCCUUCUAAAAUGCCACAAAUCUUGCCGGAUUUCUCAUCCUCCGUCAAGCUUAAGUAUGUGAAGCUUGGAUAUCAGUAUCUGGUUAAUCACAUCCUUACAUUCUUACUCAUCCCCAUUAUCGCCGCCGUCGCCGUCCAACUCCUCCGUGUAGGUCCGGAAGAGAUCAUCACCACUGCCAAAUCCCUCCAUCUUGAUCUUGUUCAAAUACUAUGCUCCGUGUUUCUCAUACUCUUCAUCUCCACCGUCUACUUCAUGUCGAAACCUCGAUCCGUUUAUCUUGUUGAUUACACCUGUUACAAAGCUCCCAUCACUUGUCGUGUUCCUUUCUCUACUUUCAUGGAACACUCGAGGUUGAUCUUGAAGGAUAACCCUAAGAGUGUUGAUUUCCAGAUGAGGAUCCUUGAACGUUCGGGAUUAGGUGAAGAGACGAGUUUGCCGCCGGCGAUUCAUUACAUCCCGCCCAAUCCUAACAUGGAGGCUGCUAGAGGCGAGGCUGAACUUGUGAUCUUCUCCGCCAUUGAUAAUCUGUUUCAGAGAACUGGGUUGAAACCGAAAGAUAUAGACAUUCUUAUAGUCAACUGCAGCUUGUUUUCUCCGACGCCAUCGUUGUCGGCGAUGGUGGUGAAUAAGUAUAAGUUGAGGAGUAACAUUAAGAGCUUUAAUUUAUCCGGUAUGGGAUGCAGCGCCGGAUUGAUCUCCAUAGAUUUAGCCAGAGAUUUACUUCAAGUUCUUCCGAAUUCAAAUGCUCUUGUGGUUAGUACUGAAAUCAUUACUCCAAACUAUUAUCAAGGAAAUGAACGAGCUAUGCUUCUUCCAAACUGUCUUUUCCGAAUGGGCGCCGCCGCCCUCCUCCUGUCGAACAAACGCCGUGAGCGCAGCCGUGCGAAGUACAAGCUCGUCCAUGUCGUCAGAACCCACAAAGGUUCCGACGACCGAGCUUACAGAUGCGUUUACGAACAAGAAGAUCCUCAAGGACUCGUCGGAAUCAACUUAUCAAAAGAUCUCAUGGUGAUUGCCGCCGAAGCUUUGAAGUCAAACAUCACCACGAUCGGUCCUUUAGUUCUACCGGCAUCGGAGCAGCUCCUUUUCCUUUUCACCCUCAUCGGCCGGAAAAUCUUCAAUCCAAAAUGGAAACCCUACAUUCCAGACUUCAAGCUAGCGUUUGAACACUUCUGCAUACACGCCGGUGGAAGAGCGGUGAUCGACGAGCUUCAGAAGAACCUCCAGUUGUCGGCGGAGCACGUAGAAGCUUCCCGGAUGACGUUGCACCGAUUCGGCAACACCUCGUCGUCGUCGCUGUGGUACGAACUGAGUUACAUCGAAUCAAAAGGGAGGAUGAAGAAAGGUGAUAGGGUUUGGCAAAUUGCAUUCGGAAGUGGGUUCAAGUGUAACAGCGCCGUCUGGAAGUGUAACCGGAGCAUCAAAACUCCGACCGGCGGGCCAUGGGAGGAUUGUAUUGGUCGAUACCCGGUGCACAUCCCGGAGGUCGUGAAGCUGUGAAUUUACGUGUAUUAGAAAAACAAAAACAAUAAUAACACAACUUCAAAAUUAUUGUGUUUUUUUUAAUAAUUAAAUUUUUUUUUAUCUUUUUAUAUUUCAUUUUAAAUAUUUCUGCAGAAUUCAAAAUUCUGGAAUUGUAAUACAAGAUUUGAUGUGUUAUAUAUGUAAACGUCUAUAUACGUUGUUUAUCAUUAUAUAUUAAAUUUAUGGGUUUUAAUAUC